Molecule: messenger RNA, 6555 nt
Organism: Harpegnathos saltator (Jerdon's jumping ant)
Lineage: Eukaryota; Metazoa; Arthropoda; Insecta; Hymenoptera; Formicidae
Product: synaptic vesicle membrane protein VAT-1 homolog-like
Exons: 7
Coding region: 432-1856 (474 amino acids)
Molecular function (GO): zinc ion binding; oxidoreductase activity
Source: RefSeq, a predicted model, not a curated record
AAACGGAGCAGAGAGAGAGAGCGCGGCUCUCUCGGCACAGUGGCGCAGGAUUUCAUAGCAGAACGACGGCGGCUUCCGUGGAGUGCGUACGCGGCGACCGUAAACUGUUACACCGUGCGCAGCCGAGAAAGAUUGCUCACACGGCUACUUUCUCCCUCCCCUCUCUCUCUCUCUCUCUUCUCUCUUUCUCUCUCUCUCCUCUGUCUAUCUUCUUUCAUUUUUUGUCUUCCUCUCUAUAUUUAUCGCUCUAAAUUUCUUACUUGCUCCGCCUCUAUCGUUUGUCGCGGACGCGAACGGUGACGCACGACGCACGGUCAUUGUCUUGACGUAUUCCCGCCGCGACAUCCGGGGUACCACAGUCUCGCGUUAAAGGACGUCGCGAAAGCUCGGCGAGAGAGUUUCAGAGCGUCUGAGAGGAGGGCGACGUAAAGAUGGCAGAGGACAAGAACGAGACCAGCCCGAGCGCCGAGGGCGAGAAGCCGCCUCAGGAAACGGCGGCGGCGUCGCCGCCGGCCAAGCCGGACAAGGAAGAGCCGACGAAGGAGUGCAAGGAGGACGAGAAGAAGGUCGAGGAGAAUGGCGACGGCGAGAAGCCGAAGGAGAACGGUGAGGAGAAGCCCACGCCGGAGCCGAAGGACAUGCGGGCGAUCGUGCUGAACGGUUUCGGUGGGCUGAAAAGUGUCAAGGCCCUGAGGAAGCCGGAACCCACCCUCGGCGAGGGGGAGGUUCUCAUACGAGUGAAAGCCUGCGGCUUGAACUUCCAAGAUUUGAUGGCCAGGCAAGGGGCGAUUGAUUCGCCCCCGAAAACUCCGUUCAUCAUGGGCUCGGAGUGUGCGGGCGAUAUCGAGCAAGUCGGCGAGGGAGUCGAGAACUUCAAAGUGGGCGAUAGGGUGGUCGCCCUUCCCGAUCAUAAAGCGUGGGCGGAGCUGGUUGCUGUGCCGGCGACGUCCGUUUUCGCGCUACCACCUGGGAUGAGCUACCUCGACGCGGCCGCCAUCACCAUGAACUACACCGUGGCUUACAUUCUGCUGUUCGAGCUGGCUAAUCUCACGCCCGGCAAGAGCCUGCUGCUCCACAGCUCCGGCGGCGGUGUGGGCCAAGCGGUGGUCCAGCUGGCGAAAACCGUGAAGGACGUGACCAUCUUCGGCGUCUGCAGCAAGUCCAAGCAUGAAGCUCUCAAAGCCGCCGGAACCAUCGACUAUCUUCUGGAGCGCGGCACGGACUAUAGCAAUGAAGUCCGAAAAAUUUCCCCCGAAGGCGUGGACAUUGUCUUGGAUUGUCUGUGUGGCGAGGAAUGUAACAAGGGCUAUGCCCUCUUGAAACCGAUGGGCAAGUACAUCCUUUACGGAUCCAGCAACGUCGUCACCGGAGAAACCAAGAGCUUCUUCUCCGCAGCGCGAUCAUGGUGGCAAGUCGACAAAGUGUCGCCUAUAAAGCUGUUUGACGAGAACAAGACAUUGUCUGGGCUGAAUCUGCGCCACUUGAUGUACCAGCACGGCAGUCACGCGUUUGUGCGACGGGCAGUGAAUCAAGUGUACACACUGUGGAGCGAGGGCAAGAUUAAGCCGACGGUGGACUCGACGUGGGCGCUGGAAGACGUGCCCGAGGCCAUGCAAAAAAUGCACGAUCGCAAGAACAUUGGUAAGAUCGUUCUGGACCCGAGUUUGGAGCCAAAGCCCAAACCAGCUACACCGGCUAAAGGCAAGGCGAAGGACAAGAAGGCCGCGAAUCAGGAGGAGAAGAAGGCGUCUAGCGUAGAGUCGGAGGAGGGGGAGAAGAAGAAGGAACCGGAAUUGACAAACGGCACCUCCGAAGACAAAUCUGAUAGCGAUUCGAAAGAAAAGGAAUCUAGCUGAAUUAGCAGUAGUAACUAAUCCUAUAAGACAGAAAACUGAUGCCCACAAACAUCAAGAAUUUCCAGGAAAGUACUAAUACUGAGAGACGAUCCAUCGUUGUUGCCCGAGAACAAAAAGAGAAAAAAAAAGAAAGAAAAAGAAAAAAGAAAAAAGAAUUGAAUUCGACCCGAGACUAAUCAUCAGUGGUAUCGCGCAAAAUUUACAUGCAGAUGAACCAUAACGAGAUAAUUAUGAUUCAUAUCGCACGAUCUAACAAUUAUAACGCGCGGCAGGGUAAUCUUCGAACGUGGUUGGCCUGUCUGCCAUACGUUGAGACGGAGUCAACUGACGUUGACGUGGUUUCAAUUUAGCGAGGUAAUCGAUCGCUUACGCUGCAAAGUACACUUCCUUUUUUCCCUUCGCGUCCCUUUCACGGGCGCUCUUUUCACCGUUUGUCAUCUGCAUGUGUCCAUUCUCCUCACAUUUGCGCCGAGAUAGGAAGGGUUCACGCGAACCACGAGCGGAGCGAAGCGACAGCGUGUCGUGUGAGAACGAGAGAAGCAACCAAAUAGAAGUAACAAUCUUGACGCGGUCCACAGUAGUUUACAGAAUAUAAGAACGUUAUGUUUAUUUUUUCACACCGACCAAAUGGUUAAUUUUGCGAGGAGUUGCGUGAACAGCUGUUGGAUAUCAGAUAAUCGUUAAGCAGCUCGGUUCCUUUUUCCUCUUACUCAGUAACCGCUAUUAUUAUAUCGUCUUGAGGAAAUGGAUGCAACAGCCUUUCCGUACUUAUUGUACUCUUGUCGAGCUUAUGAGACGACUACGACGGGGAACGUGAGCUGUUUAAUAAUUGUAACGUUGUCCAAUAGCUAUCCACUUGGCUCUGUCUAUUUGUAUCAAAUAUUAUCACUGCUACUACGGUAUAUACUAACAUUCUCUUACACUAAUAUAAUAUUACCUCUAUUUGUAAUUUAAUGGGAUAAAAUAACGUAAUUCCGCUGAAGUCGAGUUUCCGUGGGAAAGCUAUAAACGCGGAGCUGCAUAUUACUUUCAUAUGUAAAUUUUAUGUACCAGAGAUGUUUUUACGCCACUUUAUUAUUCAUCCUGACAUUUUUGCCGGAUGAAAUAUCCAUUUAAAUCUUGACGGUAACCAUGAAAGUCUCGAGAGUGUAACAUUUAGUAUUACGUGUACGCGGCAUUUCGCUGGGAUUUGGACGCUUUUUUUCGUACUUUCAUACUUGGUAGUUUUCGUGUAAGAUUAAUCGUAGGCUUCGGGGAUUUUUCUACGCGACAAUUUUGAAGGAGCGUCUGAGGUAAUCAACUGCCGAACAAUCGACUGCGUUCGGCGGUUUUCUAGAUCGAAAUUCUGCCUCCCUCUCCAAAUCACGCGCACUGAUUUUUAGCAACGAUUUAUAUCAACGAGACGCUUUCGAAAUGUUUGUAGCUAAGUUCUCGACGAAACGAUCCGACGUGACGAUGAACUCCUUCAAGGGCGAGUGCAUCCGUUUGACCCGCGCUAAAAAUUUCGGAUGGCGAUCGGAUUCGAUAUCUAAUUAAGAAUUAACUGAUAUAUAGCACGCGAAAUAAUUAAGUGAAAAUCUAAUUAGACUGAUUAAUUACGGCUUGAGAUCUUAACAAGCCUAUAGUGGAGAGACAUUGCUCGGCACAAAAAUGCUUUGAGAAUGAUCUUAGCGAAUGUUGGCGUAUCUCAUUUCUAUGCGGAACUUUCGAAUCAGUUUUAACGGGAAGAAAGACGACGAUCGAGGGCGUAAACGCUCGACACGAUGACACAACAAAUGUCUCACAACGUUUUUAUUCAAAUGAUACGAAUCGAUGAUGUACUUUAAAGGCUCCGAGUAACUUUAUUGUUUAAAUGAAAUUUUAUAAAACAUAUUUAAUGACGUUGCAUCAACAUAUGUACAUGAAGAGUAAUUUAACGAAUUAGCGUCGUAGAAGCUUAAAGUAUAUCGCUUUCUCCGUAAGAAGGAACGACAGUUUAAAGGUAAAAUACGCAAGGCCUCAUUUUUUUAACGUCACACACACACUCGCGUGAAUACACACAGCUGUGUCGCCUAGAGCCGAACGCGUGACUGCGAUACGAUAAAAGUUACGUUGAAUCCGCAUUGCGGUUUUUCCUCAAACUUUCGAACCUUCGCGUAAGAUUUUCGACGACGGCCGCGACGCCGUGGUGUCUCGGCCGUUUCGUACGAAUAAUAGCAAGAAGGACGCGUUAUCACAUUAACGGUGAUCUGUUGAGCGAGAGGGUUUCAUAGUAAUAUAAACGAAGGAGCGAGGGAUCCUCCCACGGGAGGAUUUCAGAGGAGACGAGAGAAUGAAAGAAGACAAGAAAAUAAAGAGCUGAACAAAGAAAAAAAGAUGAAAAGAUCUCUCGAGGGUGUGUCCUCGACGGAACGCGGCUCGGUGGAGGAGCUGGCCGAUGCAGAACAAAGUGCAUAUCUUUCCGGAACGUUGGAACAAUUUUGGUGUAGCCGAUUUCGUUAGGGUUUGAUACUAGCUCUGUAUACCGAUAUCUAUAUUAUACAAAUCACUAUGCGAAGAAGAAGAGACGCGGACGAGGGGGAAGGUAUGUGUCGACGAUAUAUAUCUCAGCGCGAACAUCUCAUCAGAAAAGGAGGGAGGGAGAGAGAGAGAGAGAGAGAGAGAGAGAGAGAGAGAGAGAGAAAGAGAGAGAGAGAGAGAGAGCAGGAAAGUCGCGAGGAGAGUCGCGCAAGAGAAUUACUGCCGUAUCGAAUCUCUCGGUCCAAAAGUACAUAGGAUUGCUAUCUUACUCAUCAAGAAAACGUAUCGAUCCGAGGUAAAAGAAAAGAAAAAAAAAGACAAAAAAGUAUACACGACAAAAAAAAAUAAUGCGAAAAACAUGGUUAAUGUGGCUACAUAUUUUGAGACAUCUUUUAAACACACGUAAGACACACUUAAUCCCGAGGUACACACGAGGUAACCGACCACACGAAUACACGCCAGACACACGACGCCCACACACACUAGUAACGACGACACACAUCAUACUGUAUAUUUUAUUGUACGGCUUUAAAUGUUUCAUCAAAUAACUCUAUUAUAUUAUAAUAUAUCUAUAUAUUUGUAUCGAUCGUUUCCUCCUGCCCUGAUUUUUCAUCUAGGUCCGUAUAGCACGAACGAUCAGGAAUGUUGCGAAUCUUGCUACACGCUGUAGGAUCGGGACGCGCGAGGGCUUCGAAUGCACACGAGAGAAGGAGAGAGAGAGAGAGAGAGAGAGAGAGAGAAAGAGAAAGAAGGAGAGCAGCAACGUGUCUGCCCGAAAAGUCGAUUUUGCGACGGAGAAAUUGCAUGUCGCACGAGAAUAAUUGGCGAUAUCGAUCGAACGGCCGAGUUUUGAGCGAAAGCCCGAGCUACCGAAGUAGCGCUUUCGCCGGAUGUUUUGCGCUCAUUGCUUUCAUCGUGGAUCGGCCUCGUGGUCGAUUCACAGCGAACGUCAUCGUUUCGAUACUUUCUGUACAACUGAAACAGUGUGUAUCCAUGUGCAUUCUCGGUUAUUUUCUCUCGACAGGAGGAAGAGGAGGCAGGGAGAGAAAGAGAAAGAGAGAGAGAGAGAGAGAGAGAGAGAAAAGAUUUCGGAUACUUUGCGCGUUCAAACACCCUCCGAUUCAAAAGGCACAGCCCCGACGACGGGAACGCGAGUGAAUUAUUGAUUUUCAAUUAUUCGCACAUCUCUCAGACCGGAAACGUUUGCCUAAAGCGGACCCAAGCGAAAGAGCGAUGGCGAAAUUCGGCGCGCUAUCUUCCCUUUUUGAUGUCGCACGGUCAAGGUACAUCCGUGAGAGACUGUCGCUACUUUAGACGAGUAUUUCGCCUAGGAAUGUCAAAGUCGCACGCACGCGAAUAUUGGCUGACGAUCCGUCGUGGAGAGAGGAUGCUUCUGUAGCUGUAGCUGACGGUAGACAUUUCUAAGCGUUUUGAAAUAAAGAGUGCAUAUUUAUCGCGUCGUGUUAGCUAAACGUCCAAGUCGCGUUUGUAAUGAAUCUUAUGAGACGAUUUUCAACCUUUUCAACAAUGACAAUCCGCACAAAUUAACGAACCGACGAGACGUUCGACGUAAUAUUUUAUAAGAGUCGUCAUCAGCGCGUGAGAAUGACAAUGAAAGAGAGAAAGAGAGAGAGAGAGAGAGAGAGAGAGAAGGAGAGUUUACUCGCAGUCGCUGCAGAAAAAUAGGGUACGCGGCGGGAGUCCGUUUCCGAACUUUAGCUUGAAGUAUAGUCGAAUUCAAAGUAUAGUUUCGCGAAGAAAGAAGGGCUCGUCGAGGCUAAUUAAAAAUGAUAACCAUUCCGUUGGUGCGAUAGAUAGAUAGAUAGAGAGAGAGAGAGAGAGAGAGAGCGAGAGGAGAGGAAAUGAAAGAGAGAAGGCUACGCACGUGCGUCUUACUAGUUGCGCGAGUCCGUAUCGUUAGAGAGAAAGAGAGAGCAGGACCUACAGUUUCACGAACGUGAUACAUUAUAAUUAUGUGUAAAAUUGUAAAAUUCGUCGAGGGGUCCGGGCGAAAGUAAAACGCGCCUCUUCCCGCCGUGAGGUUCUCGCCGCGCGAUCCACUUCGCCGAAGAUGCUCACGAGAGAAGGAAAGAAGUCUUUUUGCCCGCUCCCCGCCAGGCUUGACAUAUAGAUUGUAUUUUUGGCUUAUUAUUGUAAGACUGACUAUGUUGCUAUAUUAAAGAUUGCUUCGAAAACAGGG